AUGAUUUCGGGCGACGCCAUGGAAACAACUCGUCUCGGUCAGCUCAACGAGCUGAAGCCAAAGGGUCCUCUCCCCGGCCAGACCGCGGAGAACCCCAACGAGCUGCCUCGUCCCUACAAGUGCCCCUUGUGCGACAAGGCCUUCCACCGCCUCGAGCACCAGACGAGACACAUCCGCACUCACACUGGCGAGAAGCCUCAUGCUUGCCAGUACCCUGGCUGCAGCAAGAAAUUCUCCCGCUCUGACGAACUCACUCGUCACUCAAGGAUACACAGCAACCCCAACUCGAGGAGAGGCAAGAACCAGUACAACUCGGGUCCCCAGUCACACAUGCCUCAGGAUGGAAUGAUGGCUCCUCCCCCAGCUCCCAAGACGAUCAGAUCUGCGCCCACCUCGAGCCUCUCUUCGCCCAAUGUCUCUCCUCCUCAUUCCUACUCUACUCAAUAUGUCCUGCCUACCCACCUGGGCAGCCCCUUCAACCGCCAACCUCAGGGCAACAACAACAUGGACAUCUCCAUCCUGGCCAAGGCCGCCAACCAGGUCGAGCGCGAGACUCUCACAGCACCUCCUUUCCACGGCCCUGCCGCCAGACACCAUCCAUACUACUCUCACAGCCUACACAACUCGCGAGGCCACCUCCCUUCCCUCUCUGCUUACCACAUGUCGAGAUCUCACUCCAACGAUGAGCACAACGACGACCACUACUCUGGCUCUCGUCACGCAAAGCGAUCUCGUCCCAACUCUCCCAACUCCACGGCUCCUUCCUCUCCCACCUUCUCUCACGACUCCUUGUCUCCCACUCCGGACCACACUCCCAUCGCUACUCCUGCUCACUCUCCGAGGCUUCGACCCAUGGGCUACGAGCUGCCUUCUCUGCGCAACCUCUCCCUCCAGCACGCCGCUCCCCCGGCUCUGGCUCCCCUCGAGCCUCACUUGGAGGCUCCUUACCUGCCUCCUGCCCCUGCGCCUACGAGCGCCGGCACCCCUCGCCCCACCGGCGCUUCUCUGGCGGACAUCAUCAGCCGGCCCGACGCUGUGAGGAAACUGCCUGUCCCCAAGAUCGGUGUUCACCAACUCCUCGACGGCAACGAUGGAUUCCAGAGCGGAAGGAGUUCCACCACCGGCAGCGUUGCUGGUGGAGAUCUCAUGGACCGGAUGUAA
Molecule: messenger RNA, 1161 nt
Organism: Colletotrichum siamense
Lineage: Eukaryota; Fungi; Ascomycota; Sordariomycetes; Glomerellales; Glomerellaceae
Gene: CREA
Product: DNA-binding protein creA
Exons: 1
Coding region: 1-1161 (386 amino acids)
Cellular component (GO): nucleus; cytoplasm
Molecular function (GO): RNA polymerase II cis-regulatory region sequence-specific DNA binding
Source: RefSeq, a predicted model, not a curated record